AUGGUUAUAUUAGAAGAAGAGAGGGUGGUUAGCGGCUAGCUAACGAGUAACCACGAAUAGUCCAAAGCAAAAUGUAGCUGGUUGGGUAGGUGAGAUCCCAUCUCGACAAAGUAAUAUGUUUGAGAGAGUAAAAUAGCAUUUUUAAUUUAAUUUAUUAUCUCAUAAUUAAUCGUGGCGGCAGUGUACUUGCUGCUUCACGUUCCCGGUUGCCACUUUUGACUCCACAAGCACUAUUCGUCUCUUGUAGUCUACUGUCUUGCUCCGGGGGUUGGGUUGGUAGAGCUCAUAUGCGGUUGGUGAGAAACAACAACUCCAGUUAAUCCAUAUUAUAUUCACAAGAUCCAGAACCCAUUUAUACAGAUCGCAGAUCCAUCGCUAGUACGCACCGAGAGGAAAAGCCAUCAUUGACAAAAUGCAAGUUAAUAUCAAAGAAACCACUCCGAUUCGUCCAUCUACUCCUCCUUUCUCUCAAGAUCAUGUUCUAUCUCUUUCCCACCUUGAUACCGACCGGAACAUGAACACUACCUUCCGUUACCUAAGAGUUUAUGUCAACAACGCCGCCGCCACCAACAGUAAUCACCCCUUUAAUGUCAUUUCGGCUGCCCUUUCCUCUGCUCUCGUCCACUACUACCCUCUUGCUGGUACUCUCCGCCGCCGAGAAGUAGACAGCAGAUUUGAGGUAUUCUGCUCCGUUGACCAAGGUGUGCCCCUCAUCAAUGCAACGGUCAACUGUACGCUAGAAUCCCUUAAUUACCUUGAUGACUCGGACUCGGAUUUUGUAGAGAGCUUGGUACCGGACCCGACCGCUGAUGAUGGACUGGUCAACCCGUGCGUGCUCCAAAUCACGGUAUUCGAGUGCGGUGGGUAUACACUGGCAGCUGCAAUCCACCAUGCCUUGUGCGAUGGGCUUGGGGCUACCCAAUUUUUCAAUGUUAUGGCGGAGUUGGCACGCGGGGCGGAUCGGAUUUCGGUUGAACCGGUAUGGGAUAGGACGAAUUUGCUGCGUCCGAGAGACCCACCCCGGUACGAGGGAGCGGUGAGGGAGUUUUUGGGGUUGGAGAAAGGGUCUGAACCGUACGGUCAUGCUGUGGGUAAGGUAGUUAGGGAGUGUUUUAAUGUGAAAGAUGAGUGGCUGGACCGGUUCAAGAAUAUGCUGCUUGAGAAAAGCGGCUCUAAUUUCACCACGUUUGAGGCUUUGGGGGCAUUCUUGUGGCGAGCCAAAGUUAAAGCUUCCAGAGUUCCUGGUGAUGAAAUAGUGAAGUUUACAUAUGCAAUGAAUAUACGAAGACUGGUUAAGCCACCAUUGCCCAUUGGCUACUGGGGCAAUGGCUGUGUUCCAAUGUAUGCACAGCUUCUUGCUAAAGAGCUAUUAGAGCAACCCAUUUGGAAAACAGCUGAGGUGAUCAAGAAAAGUAAAAUUCAUGCCUCUACCGAAUAUGUGCAGUCGUUUAUUGAUUUCCAAGAAGUACAUUAUGCAGAUGGUAUCACAGCAGGAAAUAGGGUGAGUGGCUUCACAGAUUGGAGACACUUAGGCCAUUCAACUGUGGAUUUUGGAUGGGGAGGUCCGGUCACUGUCUUGCCUCUUUCAACGAAACUACUUGGAAGUGUUGAACCUUGCUUUUUCUUGCCUUAUUCAUCAGCAAAUGCAGGAAAGAAAGAUGGGUUCAAGGUGCAAGUGACCUUGCAAGAAACUGCGUUGCCUGCUUUCAAGAAAGAGAUGGAGAAAUUUAGUAACCAAGAAUUUGAGUAGUGUUGAUUUUACAUUUCAGAGCCUGUUUGUUACUGUUCUCCUUGUAAUUUGUGAAUAAAAUGAAAAGCAAAAGACUUGCAAUAUCUACAUUUCAGGGUUUGCCAAAUUUAUAACUACUCAUUUGCAGGAUAA
This is a messenger RNA of Jatropha curcas, 1882 nucleotides long. Its product is annotated as HXXXD-type acyl-transferase family protein. NCBI's taxonomy places the organism in Eukaryota, Viridiplantae, Streptophyta, Magnoliopsida, Malpighiales, Euphorbiaceae. The record is from RefSeq and is a predicted model, not a curated record.